Messenger RNA from Pelmatolapia mariae (spotted tilapia), 4255 nucleotides. RefSeq names its product transmembrane protein 254-like. The record is from RefSeq and is a predicted model, not a curated record. The transcript has 5 exons. Bases 1 to 597 code for a protein of 198 amino acids. NCBI's taxonomy places the organism in Eukaryota, Metazoa, Chordata, Actinopteri, Cichliformes, Cichlidae.
AUGGGCAAACAUGACACGGGGACUUGUGACUUCUGUGGACAGGAGGAGACGUUUGAGCAUGUAGUGUUGGAGUGCGAUAAGUAUAAGCGAGAAAGGGAAAGAUUGCAGUUUGAAUUGCAAGAAAAUAGUGUUCACCUAAGGGAGAAGAAGAAGAAGAAGAAGAUACAGGCAUCGCUAGGUGAGCUUGAUACAUGCGUCGGUGCGUCAGUGUUGCAGGACCCAUCACUAGCUACAAGUGAUGGACGCGAUUAUUUUCAGAGAACACGUCUCUUCUGGAUGGUCACCCUGUCAGUGGCGCUGAUAUAUUUCGCUUGCACGGUGUUUGCACCAGAUGUAGUCCCAUUUGAGCUCCUUGGUCCAUUUGGCACCUUCUCCAAAAACCUUGCGUAUAACCAUCCUGAUCUACUGUACAAAGGAUGGUGGUUGGCCUGUGCUAUUCAUCUUUCUGAGGCCCUGGUUGCACUGAAGUUGUGCAGUAACAAAGGCAUCAAGGACAUGUCCACUCGGUGCCUGUGGUUUAUCCAGACCUUUCUGUUUGGCUUCGCCUCCCUCCACCUGCUAAUUAAGUACGACCCAGAGCGUUCCAAGCAGGACUGACCUUACCAGGAGAAGCCUACAGAACAACACAUCUGAAUCUAGAGACCCCUUCUUGGGGCCUCAACUUCUUCCACUGUUCACUUUGAUUAUAAGAUCCUGCUGGAGAGCAUGAAAUGGAGCAAUACUCUUGAGCCUUUUCUUUAAUAGUGUUUCUUUUAAUAGAAUUCCAAAGACAUAUCUUUGAUAGAAACGCUAGAAAUUUUCUUACAUAGUUUACAAAAUAUCUUUAAUUCCUGUAAUAGAGCUCAAUGUUUCAUUCCAUAUUUUCUAGAGCUGAGGGAGAACGGUGCUACCUUUUCAGAAAUAAUAUAUUUUAAAGUUUGUCUUGAUGGUGAUAACUAGGGACAAGGGUUAUUUAAAUAUGAGUGUUCUCUUGAUGAAUUUGAGUGCAGUACAUGGAACAAAUUUUAGAACAGAUUACCUAAAGGUGUUUACAUUCAGCCUACGUGGUGCAGUACAGGUGGGUUGGUUUUUGAGGGUUUUCCCUUUUUUCUCAGCUGCUCGGAUGAACAGGAUGCCUGACACGUUUGCUACAGAUGGUAUUUUUGCCGUCACCCUCAAAAGUGCUCUUGGAUUAAAUAAAGAGGGGAGCUGCUGUCAAAUUUGCCUUUCUCAGAUUAAAGUGCUGUGAUUCAGUCUUAAUAUUGACACUACAAAAUAAAGGAUGACUGAACUGAAUCCACUGUGGGGUGUUUUCUUUAUUAUUCAUUUUUUUUUAAUAGCAUUUGUGUGAUUUGAGAUGAAUGAAGCAGUCUCACCGCUUUCUUCAAUUCAGAUUUAUUUAUGUAGUGGCAAAUCAAAACAGCCCUCAAGGUGCUUUAUACUGUGAGGUACGUGCCUUUCAGUAGUCCAGAGAAAACUGCAAUUAAAUGGGCAGGUAUUGGGUAACAAUGGGAAGGAAGAACUUCCUUUUAACAGAAGUCUCAAGACAAAAAUUUAAUGACCUCCUGUUGUGGUGUCUAAACAUAGGGUAUUCUCAAUGACCCACAUGAUGUUCUGCAGCAGUCUGAAACUAUGGCAACAUGACAGGGUUCAGGGUCACCUGAUCAGCCCUAACUAUAUACUUUAGUCUCAAAACUUUGCUACAGAGUAAGACUGGAUUUUGUGGAUCCUUUACCCAAAACUAAAUCCACAUGUAAACACACAUCGUGACAAGAUUCCCAGAGGCUAUAACAUUUUUUUUUUUUUCCCACCUUUACCAAAAGUUCCUUAAACUGACCAAGGCUCAUAUUUCAUGUAAAAGGGUUCGAGAUGAAUCCAACUGUUACCAUUUAGAGUCUCAAUUAUCUAUAGAAAGACUCAAUCAGACACUUCAAACCAUGUGGUGCAAGUUUUGCCUUCGGUUUGGUAGAGAGUGUGCCGUCUGCUGUUGUCUUCUGUGAGAGAACCUGCCUAAGAAAGGUUGUUGGUGCCCCCCCCAAGUCAGCAGUUUCUGAAAGAAACUCCAUUACGCCCAUCAGUUAGCCAAAGGAAAACCAUGCUCAGUCUAAGAUGAAGGCCCAUUAUGACAAAAAGACUGUUUUCAGGACUCUUUAAACAGGUGAGAACAUUUUUUGGUCCAGCUUGCAAGCACAGUUUGCUGGAUCCUGCCUAGUAAGUUAUGUAAUCCAAAUAACUAGGAUCUGCCAUAUGAACAUGUUGAAAUGUUACUUUCCAAGAAGCAGCCCGGCUGCUCCACUAUCACUGUGUGCGAUUGCUUAAUAUAAACCCUCUGAUGAUGGGCUGAUUUAAAAAGGUGUUUGUGUUUGGUGCUCAGUUAAAAAAUUCUCAUUGUUAGGUAUUAGAUCAUUUAGAGUUCAUCCUGUCCCAUCUGUCUGAAUCUGCUUGGGAUGAUAUAGUCUGCCUGAUCCAGGAUUCUCUAUGAGCUAACUAACCCUCCCAUGGGAGUAUUUAGCUCACUGAAGAACUUUGAAUGCUUUGAAUCUGCUAGAGCAUUAUUGUGUAACACCCAAUUUUGCACUUCCUUUCAACUGUCCUUUCACAGGGUAUAGAUCAUCCCAUCUGCUACUUUUCCAAGAAGUUCACAAACAGCUAAACUGUAGCACUAUUGAAAAGGAAGUCCUUGCCUUGCAGAACUGUGAAAUCUACAUUAAGUCUAGGUCACAAUCAAUUCAAGUGUUCACUGAACAUAAUCCAUUUCAGAUGAAAAACUCAAACCAGAGACUGAUGCGCUGGUGUCUUCUUAUACAAGAUUUCAAUUUGCUGAUUAAUUAAAAAAACAAACAAACACUGGGAAUGUAAUGACAGACGCAAAGUACAAGACCCCAUCCACUGGGGUCCCAGAAAUCUUCCUGUAAAAUCUGUACUAAGAUUACCAGGUCAGCCAUAUUUUCAAGUGCAGACAUGCUCUAAUCUACUUGAUUUACCAAGUUCCAAAGGUUUCCUAUAGACUGCCAUCUGAUGCUGCUAUGUUCUCCCUUGUCACCACCUUCCAGUUGCCUAUCUGUUCCAGAUUGCAGCUCUUGCAGUCUGAAAGAGUGCAGGAAGAUAUAACUGUGUGUACCUGUGUGUUUGUUCCUUCGUCUUCUUGAAGUAUUCACCACAGCUCUUCCCGUCCUUUUUGUAAAAUCCACUGUCAUGUCCUUCUGCAUUUCUCUCCUUAACACCAUAUCUACGCAACACUUCUUCAUCACCUCUGCUCCCUUCACCUCCAUGUCCCCUGUAAUCUGCUCUAAUCACUCAUCUCCUCCUGGGGACACUCUCUACCCCUUCAUUCAUCUCAAAAAUUCUCUUUUAUCUUGUGACAGCCAACUUGUGCAUACACACUGACAACAUUCAACAUCACCCCUUUGAUUUCCAGCUUUGAUCUCACAAUCACUAGUCACACACUCUCCCUUCAAAAUUACCCCAACUCCAUUUCUCUUCCUACCUACACCAUGUUAGAACGGCUUCAAUCAACCUCCACUGCUCCUAGUUUUGCUUCUCUUCCAUCCAAUAUAUCUGCCUUUCUUCUCUCCAUCAUAUCAUCGCCCUCUUUACCAGUCAUAUAUUUAAACCACCACACUCUUGCCUUUCCUCCUCUCUUGCUACCCCUUAAGAUGCUAUUUAUUUGUCUUUGGCCAACAGUAGUACAAUUUCCACCAGAAUCCUUCUGACCAACAGAGGCGGUCAUUGUUAACCUGAGCUUUGACCAAACUGCUAUGGAAAUCUCAUUCUUUAUCAUCCAUGUGUUUGAUUUGGCCAACAUUUUAUACCACAUGCCCUUCCUGGUGGAGCCCCUCUCCAUUUAGCCAAGUCUGGUACUAGCACUAGGAGUACACUGGCUUGUAACCCCCCUAUGUCUGGGUCAAAUGUUUAAUUAAACACUUACUUAAAUGAUUGUAUGUAGAUUAUGUAGCUUAUCUACUUAUGUUAAUUAUGUAGCCCAAUUAGCAAAGUAAUAAUAAUUGUUAAUGUAAGAAGUUAUCGUUUCCUGGCUAGGAGCUUUAGCCGUUUCGGGAAACCUUGGACUCAUCAAUCACAGCUCUGAAUGUAUCUCUUCUGACAAGAAGCUGUUUGUGUAUGACGUGGGCUAAAGCAGCGUGCGACGUGGGCCAAAUCAGGCUAAAGCAGUAGCACGGGGUCACAAUUAGUGAUGGGAUUUCCGGCUCUUUUUAGAGAACCGGCUCUUUCGGUUCGACUCACUAAAAAGAGCCGGCUCUUUCGGCUCCGAACCGGC